GGUUGGGUUAUACGUCUUAUCAUUCUUGCCAAAAGAAGCCUGUUGUUUAGGCUUGAUCAAAGCCAAUCACCAAUCACCAAUUUUGUACCCAUGCAACGUUUGAGACCCUCUGUCUCUUACCUUGUUUCAACAGAUUUGGAAAUGGGGAGCUAUACGUUAUUAGCUCUGUCUCCUUCCACUCCAUUUCUCAAAACUUGGAAACCUUUAAAACGAAACCUUCUUCUUAGAUCCACCAGCCCUAGUUCUAAAUCAUCUAAAGCAUUCGUCUACUCAUUUCAUGGAACUGCUCUUUCUUCUUUACGUUCUGAAUCAAGUUUCAAUAGCCUUAGACCAGUUUCACUAUCUUUUUCGAAACCAAAAUCAAAUGACUUCAAAGUCAAGGCUGCCUCGGUUUCCGAAAGCGGCGACGAGGCCGAAAAGCCAGACGAUUUGGUGCGGACUUUGCAACUUGGGGGUAUGUUUGCGACUUGGUAUUUAUUGAACAUCUACUUCAAUUUCUUCAACAAACAGGUUCUGAAGGUCUACCCAUUUCCUGCAACAGUCACGGCUUUCCAAUUUGGGUGUGGGACUGUGAUUGUUUUGUUGAUGUGGGCAUUUAAUCUUUAUCCAAAACCAAAGCUUACUAAAUCACAGCUUGCAGUGAUCGUACCAUUGGCUGUGAUGCACACAAUGGGCAACCUUUUGACCAACGUUAGUAUUGGAAAAGUUGCUGUUUCGUUCACUCACACAAUCAAAGCUUUGGAGCCCUUUUUCACAGUUGUCCUCUCUGUUUUGUUGCUUGGGGAGAGGCCUACAUUUUGGGUAGUUUCUUCCCUCGUACCAAUUGUAGGUGGAGUGGCAUUGGCAUCAUUCACCGAGGCCUCUUUUAACUGGAUAGGUUUUGGCAGUGCUAUGGCUUCCAAUGUAACCAACCAAUCACGUAACGUAAUUAGUAAAAAGUUCAUGGUCAGAAAAGAGGAUGCGUUGGACAACAUCAAUCUCUUCUCAGUAUUAACAGUCAUUUCUUUUAUCCUUCUCGCUCCAACCGCCAUACUAAUGGAUGGCAUCAAAUUUAGUCCGUCAUACCUGCAAUCUGCUGCAAGUCAAGGGUUAAAUCUUAGAGAGUUCUGUGUGAGAGCUCUUCUUGCUGGGGUCUGCUUCCAUUCUUAUCAACAGGUUUCCUAUUACAUACUACAAAUGGUAUCACCAGUGACACACUCUGUGGGUAAUUGUGUCAAACGAGUGGUGGUCAUUGUGUCCUCGGUUAUCUUCUUCAAAACGCCUGUCUCAACCAUAAACACCAUGGGAACUGCUGUGGCACUUACUGGAGUCUUCCUUUAUUCUAGAGUGAAGCAGAUUAAACCAAAGCCAAAGAUUGCAUGAAUUGUAUUACCAACACUCUGAUUUUUUGAAGUCACUGACUACAAAUGAAAAUUCCAAUUCCAUUAGUGGUAAUUUUUGUUUUUGUUUUAUAUUAAGA
Ilex paraguariensis (yerba mate) is the source of this 1459-nucleotide messenger RNA. The record is from the annotation of a GenBank genome assembly. NCBI's taxonomy places the organism in Eukaryota, Viridiplantae, Streptophyta, Magnoliopsida, Aquifoliales, Aquifoliaceae.